AAUUCUUAAAAUUUUCUUUUAAAGUCCUUCCAUUGAAUUAUCUGCUGCAUCAAACUUGGUUAUUGAGCUUCAAGAAAAACUUGAGGAAGAGAAAAUAAAAUUUUUGGAGCAACUUGAAGAGCAAGAGAAAAGAAAAAAUGAAGAAAUGCAAAACUUUAGAAUGUCUCUGACUGCAGAACAGCAGACCAAUUUUAACACCGUGCUGACAAGAGAAAAAAUGAAGAAAGAAAACAUAAUAAAUGAUCUUAGUGACAAAUUAAAAACAAUAACCCAACAGCAAGAAAGGGAUAAGGAUUUGAUUGAAACACUUUCUGAAGAUCGUGCUCGAUUACUGGAAGAGAAGAAAAAACUUGAAGAAGAAGUGAAUAAGAUGAGAAGCAGUAAUUUUAUUCCAUCAGCAUAUUUACCUACAGCUUCAGAAUCUUGUGGAGCCUGUGCACCUGAUCUCGCAGCUGAAACAGAAAGAGUGGCUUCAGAGAUUACAGAUGAAGGAAGGCUGGAUUCAGCAAUGGAAACUAGCAUGAUGGCUGUGCAUGAAAACAUCCAUAUGUUGUCUGAAGAAAAACAGAGGAUAAUGUUGUUAGAAAGAACAUUACAGCUUAAAGAAGAGGAAAAUAAGCGAUUAAAUCAAAGAUUGAUGUCCCAAAGCAUGUCUUCAGUGUCUUCAAGACAUUCUGAAAAAAUAGCUAUCAGAGAUUUUCAGGUUGGCGAUUUGGUUCUCAUUAUCUUGGACGAACGCCAUGACAACUAUGUAUUAUUUACUGUCAGUCCAACACUGUAUUUCUUACAUUCAGAGUCUCUUACUGCGCUGGAUCUGAAGCCAGGUGAGUGUGCUUCAGGUGCAUCUAGAAGACCUUGGGUGCUAGGAAAAGUAAUGGAAAAGGAAUAUUGCCAGGCAAAAAAGGCACAAAACAGAUUUAAAGUUCCUUUAGGUACAAAAUUCUACAGAGUGAAAGCAGUGCCGUGGAACAAAAAAGUAUAACACAGUGAAAACUCUGUUUAUUCUGUCUCAUUCUUUUCUGGAUUGUCCUUCAGUGCUCAUUCAUCGCUCCAAGUAGCAGGCCAUCUUUUUAUACUGAGGUCAUGUGACAAUAUGCUUCACAGAUAUACUACUUUUAAUUUUUAAUAGGUUACAUUUUAGAAACAAGAAUUUCAUUAAAAUCCCUGGCCCUAUAACUGUUCCAAUUUUUCUACCCAAAUAACUUUAGGAGUGUGGACCAAAGGAGUUCAUUAUCACAAAGGGCAAACCUUGUGCAUCAUGGCUUAUUAUUAGCCAUGUUAAUUGCCUGUUAAAUAUACAUUAGCUUGUAUUUAGAUGUUACAUGUUAGUUACCAUUAUUAUCGGCAUAUGUCCUUUUGUGAAAUCAUUUAAGUACUUGCACUCUUUAACAGAUUCUUUAUAAUAUGUAUAAAUUCAUCAGCUAUUUAAAGAGAAGUGUUCAUUGCAUGCCAAUAAUCAUAAUUUUUCUUCAACAUGAGUUUGCCUCAGUAGAUGAAUAAAGAUAACUACUACAUCUUCUUUCAUUACAUUAAAAUGCCCUUUAAUGUUUAAAAAACCAACCUUGUAAUUUGAUGGACUGAUCUGAAGAUCAGUCCCAGGUAAAUCUGCAAUCUUCAAAAGCACUUUUGAUGGAUUGAUCACAAAGAUUCUGAAGGGAAGAAUCCCUGUGCUGUUAGAUUUAAAGUGAAGCACUUGAACCUUCCCAACAACACAGAAGUCUUGUAUUAAUCUAUUUAGAAAAAUCAUAUUGAUGAAAAUUGUAUUUCAUGGUUGAGUUUCAGGAAAAAACUCAUUGUACAUUAACCAUACAAGAGUCAUUUAAGUAACAAAUUAUUGUAAUUGUAAAAGACAUGUAGACUUUUAAAACAAUAAAGAUUUGAACCUGAAAAUAUC
Molecule: messenger RNA, 1894 nt
Organism: Chelonoidis abingdonii (Abingdon island giant tortoise)
Lineage: Eukaryota; Metazoa; Chordata; Testudines; Testudinidae
Source: RefSeq, a predicted model, not a curated record